This is a messenger RNA of Meriones unguiculatus (Mongolian gerbil), 3617 nucleotides long. RefSeq names its product glycerophosphodiester phosphodiesterase domain containing 5 (gene Gdpd5). The transcript is spliced from 19 exons. Gene Ontology annotation, cellular component: plasma membrane. NCBI's taxonomy places the organism in Eukaryota, Metazoa, Chordata, Mammalia, Rodentia, Muridae. Gene Ontology annotation, biological process: lipid metabolic process; positive regulation of neuron differentiation. The coding region runs from base 992 to 2824 and encodes 610 amino acids. The record is from RefSeq and is a predicted model, not a curated record. Gene Ontology annotation, molecular function: glycerophosphodiester phosphodiesterase activity.
GCCUCGGCGGGGCUCGGUACGGCUCGGCUCGGCUCGGCUCGGUUUGCAGCUCGGGUGGGGGUGGGCGGCUAGGGUGACAGCGGCGGUGGCAGAGGCUGCGGUGCGGGGCUGAGCCAGCGGCGAGCGCAGAGCCGGUAAGAGGAGGAAGUGAAGCGGCGGCCCAGAGCUCCGGAGUCCGCUGCCGGGGCAAGUCCGCCCAGAUUUGCAGAGUGAGCCGCGUCUGGACCUGGGCAGACUCUUCGCCGUGCUCUGGCCGCUGGCGCCCCGCCUGCCCUGCCCUGCCCUGCUGGUCCGAGCCCCGCAUUCCGCGCCUGGACUUUUCCAGCCCCGUGGUCCCGAGCUGCUGGGACAUUCGAGCCCCGGCCUUGAUUCGAAGCUCCGAGGCGGGACGCGUCCGGCCCCAUUAUACCGACCCAUCUCCGCCCAAGUGUCCUCCACCCCCGGCUCGGCGCAAGGUGGCUCGAGCUUUUGGACCUGAGUGUAGAGGAGCCGGGACGCCCACCGGCCUCCGGCUUCCAGAGAACCAAAUCUUCAGCUGCCUUGGACCGGACUGUUCCGGACUUGAAACUGUACUGGCGCCGCCAGGGUCCAGCGCACCGUGAGGGGUCCCAGGCUGGCAGGACAGUCAGUCUGAACCUCUGGGCUGGUGCUGUGAGCCGAAGCUGCCACCUUUCUCCGCCCUAGGCUAAGGACUUGGGCGCGCUUGCCCCCAAGGAGAGCACCGGGGCUGCUUCUGCCCCAUUCUCCAGCUAGCCGAGGUUGCAGGGAGGUAGCAUUACACCACUCUUCAUCUGCCGACAGGUGACAUCACUGGAGACUUGGGCCGUGGAGGAAGCAUACCGACCACAGCUUUUCGACUGAAGUGACAUCACCGGCUCUGUGGACAGGACACCCCUAGAGUGCAGCCCAUAGUCACCGAACCUUCUUCCAGCACCAGCCAGGGGCCUCCAUGGGCGCUUGAGGGCUGGGCACCAGGGCCGCAGGCACGAGCAUGGUGAGACACCAGCCCCUGCAGUACUACGAGCCCCAACUGUGCCUCUCAUGCCUCACGGGCAUCUAUGGCUGCCGCUGGAAGCGCUACCAACGCUCUCACGAUGACACAACGCCGUGGGAACGCCUGUGGUUCCUGCUACUUGUCUGCACCUUCAGCCUCACACUCACCUGGCUCUACUUCUGGUGGGAAGUCCACAAUGACUACGAUGAAUUCAACUGGUACCUCUACAACCGCAUGGGCUACUGGAGUGACUGGUCCGUGCCCAUCCUGGUGACUACAGCUGCUGCCUUCACCUACAUUGCAGGCCUCCUGGUCCUGGCACUAUGUCACAUCACUGUGGGGCAGCAAAUGAACCUGCACUGGAUACACAAGAUGGGGCUGGUGGUGAUCCUGGCUUCCACGGUGGUGGCCAUGUCAGCAGUGGCCCAGCUCUGGGAAGAUGAAUGGGAGGUGCUGCUGAUCUCCCUGCAGGGCACAGCACCAUUCCUGCACAUAGGGGCCCUGGUGGCCGUCACUGCCCUCUCCUGGAUCGUAGCAGGACAGUUCGCCCGUGCAGAGCGGUCCUCCUCUCAGGUCCCCGUUCUUUGUACCUUCUUCGCUGUGGUCUUCACCCUCUACCUGAUACCUCUCACCAUCUCCUCUCCCUGCAUCAUGGAGAAAAAGGACCUGGGCCCCAAACCUGCCCUUAUCGGCCACCGAGGGGCCCCCAUGCUGGCUCCAGAGCACACACUGAUGUCCUUCCGGAAGGCCCUGGAGCAGAAGCUGUAUGGGCUACAAGCUGACGUCACCAUCAGCCUGGACGGCGUGCCCUUCCUCAUGCAUGACACUACCCUGCGGAGGACCACCAAUGUGGAGCAGGUCUUCCCCGAGCUGGCCCGCAGGCCCGCUGCCAUGCUCAACUGGACCGCCCUGCAGAGGCUCAACGCCGGCCAAUGGUUCCUCAAGACUGACCCCUUCUGGACCGCCAGCUCCCUAUCACCCUCCGACUACAGGGAGGUCCAGAACCAGUCCAUCUGCAGCCUGGCCGAGCUCCUGGAGCUGGCCAAGGGCAACGCCACACUGCUGCUCAACCUCCGAGACCCGCCCCGUGAUCACCCGUACCGAGGCAGCUUCCUCAACAUCACGCUGGAGGCCGUGCUGCGCUCAGGCUUCCCGCAGCGCCAGGUCAUGUGGCUGCCUAACAGGCAGAGGCCUUUAGUACGGAAGAUGGCUCCAGGCUUCCAGCAAACAUCUGGGUCUAAAGAAGCCAUCGCCAGCCUACGCAGAGGGCACAUCCAGAGGCUGAACCUUCGCUACACUCAGGUGUCCGACCAGGAGCUCAGGGACUAUGCAUCCUGGAACCUGAGUGUCAACCUCUACACUGUCAAUGCGCCCUGGCUCUUCUCCCUGCUGUGGUGUGCCGGGGUCCCGUCCGUCACCUCUGACAACUCCCAUACUCUUUCUCGGGUGCCUUCUCCACUCUGGAUCAUGCCCCCAGACGAGUACUGCCUCAUGUGGGUCACCGCCGACCUGAUCUCCUUCAGCCUCAUCAUCGGCAUCUUCGUGCUCCAGAACUAUCACUUGAUCAGGUGGCGCCUAGGUGGCAUCCGCAGUUACAACCCAGAGCAGAUCAUGCUGAGUGCCGCAGUACGCCGGACCAGCCGGGAUGUCAGCAUCAUGAAGGAGAAGCUCAUCUUCUCAGAGAUCAGUGAUGGUGUGGAAGUCUCCGAUGAGCUCUCCAUGUGUUCAGACAGCAGUUAUGACACCUAUGCCAACAACACAGCCACCCCCACAGGCCCUCGAAGUGGUGGCAGCCGUGCCAAGACCCUCACAGAGCGGGGUGGGCAUUAGCUGAAGAUCUGUCUGCCCAGCUCGUGCCUGAGGUAGAAUCUAGAAGAGAGAGGAGCGGAAAGAAACUACCUGGAGUGCCUGGGAGCUGGCUCCACAGCCUACUUGUGUGUCCAGAGCUCCUCUGUCAGUUCUGCCUCUCUCGAGGGUGCCGCUCUUCUCUGAGGCUCAGCUGGACCAGGACUCCAGCCUCUCGUUGCCCCUGCAGGCCUGGGGCUUUUCAUCCAGGAAGUGAGGGCCUGGUCUCCUGGUCCACUCUCACAGCCAUCCUCGGCGUCCCAGCCUGGAAGGUUUGGUGAGUCACCGGGCCAUGCCGUGUGCCCCAUGAGAGCAGAGAACGUGGAUGCCUCCCUGUGCCCUCACCUGUCUAUUUAUCUCUCUGUGCUGUGGGAUGACUGACUGUGUUCCCAACCUGCCUUGAGGAUGAUGGCUGGGCCUCACCCCUGCCUGGCAGCUCUCCUCUCUACACCCAUCUCAAAGCACAAGGAACUUCAUCUCAGGAGGAGACAGGUUCCUCCCCACCAGCUUCCCUCUACCCCUGGCCUCUGUGUCCUGAGAAGCAGCUAGAGAUGGCCAGAAUCCCAAGCUCAGAGCUAUUCUGCCUCAUAUCCAGUUGUCCAACGGGCCUCUGGGGCAGAAAAAGCCUUGAGGACCAGGUAAUCAACAGACUGAUGUGACCUCAGGUUCCCGCCGCAGCAGCCACAGGGCAAUGGGCCACGUGGGCAAAGUGCCGAGGGUUCAGAUGCCUGCAGUAGAAGGAACCUAAUGGCAAGGACAAUUAAAGCUGCCAUCUUGA